UGGUUUUCAAGCUCUUUAUAUAGAAGAUGCUUCAAGCCACUAGUAGUGGCACAUAGUUUAGAUUCCCUAGGGCUUCUGCACCAACCAAAAGAAUGGUCAAAAUCGCCCCUCUAAGACCUACUUGUCACCCUUAAAAGAAUCACACUCCCUCAUCAAAUCUUCACUCACUGGUAUACUUGACAGUUCACACCCAUGGAGUCUCAAAGUCCAAACCCCCAAACCCUACCUGAAACACCUCCUAACAAUAACCCCAUGUCUCGUUCAUCAGCCAACAUAGUCCAAAGGGUGACUAGAAACUUGGGUUUUCAUUCCAAAUGGGGGGAAUUGAAUGGUGCCAUGGGAGACUUAGGCACAUAUAUUCCUAUUGUAUUAGCCUUGACACUUGCCAAGGACCUUAACUUGGGCACCACAUUGAUAUUCACUGGUAUUUACAACGUUGUCACUGGUGUCUUAUAUGGUGUCCCAAUGCCUGUCCAACCCAUGAAGUCUAUUGCGGCCGUAGCUAUAUCGGACAGUUCUGGUUUUAACAUCCCGGAAAUUAUGGCAGCUGGGAUUUGUACAGGUGCAAUUUUGCUGGUUUUGGGUGUUACAGGGUUGAUGCAGAUAGUGUACAAGUUUAUACCUUUGUCUGUUGUUAGGGGAAUUCAAUUGUCCCAAGGCUUAUCAUUUGCUAUGAGUGCUGUGAAGUACAUUAGAAAGGUUCAGGAUUUCUCAAAGUCAAAAUCUAUGGGAAAUAGGCAGUGGUUAGGAUUGGAUGGAAUGGUUUUGGCUAUUGUUUGUGCUGGUUUCAUAAAUUUUAUCAAUGGAGCAGGUCAAGAAAGAAAUCAAAAUGAUGAGGCUAUUGUUGAUGAAGAAAGGAAUGUUAGAAGAAAAAGAAUGAGGAAAAUCAUGGCUACCAUCCCUUCAGCUUUCAUCAUUUUCUUGUUAGGUGUAGUGUUGGCUUUCAUAAGAAGGCCAAAAGUGGUGAAUGACAUUAAGUUUGGACCUUCAGAAAUGGAGAUUGUGAAAAUAACUGGUCAUUCAUGGAAGGAAGGAUUUAUCAAGGGGACAAUUCCUCAACUACCUUUAUCAGUACUGAACUCGGUGAUUGCUGUCUGUAAGUUGUCCUCAGAUCUUUUUCCAGGAAGGGAAUUCUCGGCCACCUCGGUUUCGGUAACCGUGGGGUUAAUGAACUUGGUGGGGUGUUGGUUUGGUGCCAUGCCAUGUUGCCAUGGUGCAGGUGGGUUAGCUGGACAGUACAAGUUUGGGGGCAGGAGUGGUGGGUGUGUAGCCUUACUUGGUGCAGCCAAAAUGAUGUUGGGUUUGGUAUUAGGAACUUCUUUAGUGACAAUUUUGCACCAGUUUCCAGUUGGUAUCUUGGGUGUUUUACUCUUGUUUGCUGGGAUUGAACUAGCAAUGACUUGCAAGGACAUGAAUUCAAAGCAAGAGUCAUUUGUGAUGUUAAUAUGCACUGCUGUUUCACUUGUAGGGUCAAGUGCAGCAGUUGGUUUUGUUUGUGGAAUGUUAGUCCAUGUGCUUCUUAAGCUAAGGACACUCUGUAUGCCUUGAUCUCCCAAAACAAUACCAUGUUUUUUCAUUUAAUCUUUCUGCAAUGAAUAUACUGAAUAAAUGUUUGAUAUUUCAUUGAA
Gossypium raimondii (Peruvian cotton) is the source of this 1628-nucleotide messenger RNA. RefSeq names its product molybdate transporter 1. Gene Ontology annotation, molecular function: molybdate ion transmembrane transporter activity. The record is from RefSeq and is a predicted model, not a curated record. Bases 193 to 1548 code for a protein of 451 amino acids. Lineage: Eukaryota; Viridiplantae; Streptophyta; Magnoliopsida; Malvales; Malvaceae. Gene Ontology annotation, biological process: molybdate ion transport. The transcript has a single exon.